Molecule: messenger RNA, 690 nt
Organism: Mesoplodon densirostris (Blainville's beaked whale)
Lineage: Eukaryota; Metazoa; Chordata; Mammalia; Artiodactyla; Ziphiidae
Product: ATP synthase F(0) complex subunit B1, mitochondrial-like
Exons: 1
Coding region: 1-690 (229 amino acids)
Biological process (GO): proton motive force-driven ATP synthesis
Molecular function (GO): proton transmembrane transporter activity
Source: RefSeq, a predicted model, not a curated record
AUGCUGUCCCAGGUGGUGCUUUCUGCCGCCACUGCAGCUGCCCCCUCUCUGAAGGAUGUAGCCCUCCUUGGCCCAGGGGUAUUGCAGGCAACAAGGAUCUUUCACAAAGGGCAGCCAAGUCUUGCCCCUGUACCACCUCUUCCUGAAUAUGGAGGAAAAGUUCGUUUGGGGCUGAUCCCUGAAGAAUUUUUCCAGUUCCUUUAUCCUAAAACUGGUGUAACAGGACCCUACGUGCUCGGAACUGGGCUUAUCUUAUAUUUAUUCUCCAAAGAAAUAUAUGUGAUAACUGCAGAGACCUUCUCUGCCAUAUCAACAACAGGGGUUCUUGUCUAUGUAAUUAAAAUAUAUGGUGCCUCUAUUGGGGAAUUUGCUGAUAAACUCAAUGAGCAAAAAACUGCCCAACUCAGAGAAGUGAAACAGGCUUCCAUCAAACAAAUCCAGGAUGCAGUUGAUCUGGAGAAGUCACAGCAGGCACUGGUUCAAAAGUUCCAUUACCUUUUUGAUGUCCAGAGGAAUAACAUUGCCAUGGCCUUGGAGGUUACUUACUGGGAACGGCUGCAUAGUGCAUACAAGGAGGUAAAGAAUCGCCUGGACUAUCACAUCUCUGUGCAGAAUAUGAUGCGUCAAAAGGAACAAGCACACAUGAUAAACUGGGUGGAGAAGAAUGUGGUACAGAGCAUCUCUGUGUAG